GUACUGGUGGGAAUGGGAAUGGCGCCUCUGUAAAAUCCACGUGGUCCUCUCGGCGCACUCGAGCAUUUCCCUCUCGGUCUCUCAUGGUCGCGGGAGAAGAUCAGGGGACGACCGGACAGUGGGACAGAGGAGCUGACCGCGAUGUAGCCGCGAUGAUCCCAAAAGCCGCGCUCGUUCCCCAGCCCAGGGGUUGAUCUUAGCCUGUUCUAGUUGUUGCUGUUGUUGCUGCUGCUGCUGCUACUGCAGCAGUGAUCGCUUCUUUUCUAGUUUCUGUGGCGGAGCUUGCCCGUUGGGCUUGUCUGUCUGUUCCGCUGGUUAGGGUUGUGGGGAUUUUCGGCGUCGUUUGUGUAACCGAUCGACAAGGGGUGCGUUUGCGUCGUCCUCGGGCGCGCUUCGGAUUCGGCGCGAGAUAUGGCUUCUCACGACGUCUCGGUCGCGGCGAGCGACAGGAGGGAGAGGAAGAGCCGCGAGGAUGCCUUGUACAAGGAGCUGUGGCACGCUUGUGCCGGUCCUCUGGUGACGGUUCCUCGCGAAGGGGACCUGGUUUAUUACUUCCCACAGGGGCAUAUUGAGCAGAUUGAGGCAUCCAUGAAUCAAGUCGCCGAUCGGCAAAUGCCAGCUUACAAUCUUCCCUCGAAGAUUCUCUGCCGCGUCAUAAAUGUUCAAUUGAGGGCUGAACCAGACACUGAUGAGCUGUUUGCUCAAGUGACUUUGCUUCCGGAGCCUAAACAAGAUGAGACUGCUGUGGAGAAGGAAACUGGGCCUCCCCUGCCUUCACGACCCCGUGUCCAUUCCUUUUGUAAGACACUUACAGCCUCUGAUACGAGCACUCAUGGCGGGUUCUCUGUAUUGAGACGCCAUGCAGAUGAAUGCCUGCCCCAAUUGGAUAUGUCUAAGCAACCUCCAACUCAGGAAUUGGUUGCCAAGGAUUUGCACGGAAAUGAGUGGCAUUUCCGCCACAUUUUUCGAGGUCAACCAAGGCGACACCUACUCCAAAGUGGUUGGUCGCUGUUUGUCAGUUCUAAAAAGCUUGUUGCUGGUGAUGCUUUUAUAUUUCUCAGAGGUGAAAAUGGUGAACUCCGUGUUGGAGUUAGACGAGCGAUGAGGCAACUGAACAAUGUUCCAUCUUCGAUCAUGCCAAGUCACAGUAUGCAUAUUGGUGUCCUUGCAACAGCAUGGCAUGCCAUUUCAACUGGUACAAUGUUUACUGUGUAUUACAAACCGAGGACUAGCCCCGCUGAAUUCAUCAUUCCUUUUGAUAAAUACAUUGAAUCUGCCAAAAUCGAUUGCUCCAUCGGCAUGAGGUUCAGAAUGACAUUUGAAGGUGAAGAAGCUCCAGAGCAGAGGUUCUCUGGCACUGUAAUUGGAUCUGAGGACGUUGAUCCUUUGAGGUGGGCUGGAUCAAAAUGGAGAUGCCUUAAGGUGCGGUGGGAUGAAAUCACUUCCAUUCAUCGCCCGGACAGAGUUUCUCCCUGGAACAUAGAGCCUGCCAUGACUGCACCAGAUAACCUCCCAGCAUCCCGGCCGAAAAGGCCUCGAGCAAGCAUGUCCACAUCUACUGAUUCUUCUGUCCGGAUGAGGGAAGGUCCUCUGGGAAUCAGUACAGACCCUCCAGCAGAUAUAGGGUUUUCAAAGGCCUUGCAAGGUCAAGAAUUUUCAACCUUGAAGGGCAGCUUAGCACUAAAUAAUGGCAUGGAGAAUGCUGAGAUGCCAGAUGUGUGGUAUGAAUUUCCAGGUGAUAAUCCAAAGACCAUGCAAUUUGGCCAGAGGAAAUGUAGACCAGACACCUGGGCGCCUCAAAUGAUGCAGGAGGCAACACUUAUUAAUCUUGUGGCAGAUUCUGGGACUUUUCACCCCCACCAUGGAUUCUUUUCAUUUUUACGUGGGGACAGUGAAAUUACCGACCAAGUGAAGAAGCAAAAUUUAGCCGAGGAAACAAAAACUGAUUUGCUUCCUUCUUCGGGACCUGUGAGGCAAGGUCCCUCGUUGAACAUGUUGGGAUCUGGAAUUGCAGCUUCUCUAGAAAACGAGGGUCGACAACAGCGGUCUCUCAGUAAUGUUAAAGGUGACACAAGGAGUAGCCAUCAUAGUCUACAUGGUCUUGAGAGGGAGAUGCAGUCAGGAAAUUUUUUCUUUUCUAUGCUUUCUCCAUCGCUUGUUGAGGAUCCAAAUAAAAUGAUGGUUGAAAAAUCGGAUUCUCCACUUGCCCAACACGAGUCGAUAAAAUCUAAUGGAAAUGGCAGUUGUAAGCUUUUUGGAUUUUCCCUCACGAGUGGUACCGUGGCAACACAGUCGGAUGAUGGACAGUUGCUUGGCUCACAAAAACAAGUCCUAAAAUCAAAUGCGGCGGAUGAUUCAGAACCUAAUGUACUUAUGAGUCCAAUCAAAUGUUUGAAGAUUGCACCUAGUACAAUUGCAUAUGGUGAUCCGGGAAGGGCAUUUCCAUCUUCAGCGCGGCCUGUUAGAGAUGUAGAGGGCAAGCACCAGGCUGCUUCUACUAGAAGUUGCAUCAAGGUUCACAAGCAUGGCAUUCCCGUAGGUAGAUCCGUGGACUUGAGCAAGUUCCAUGGUUACAGUGAGUUGCUAACUGAACUGGACAAACUUUUUGAGUUCAAUGGUGAAUUAGUUGCCCCUACUAAAGAAUGGAUGGUUGUUUUUACCGACGAUGAGGGCGACACAAUGCUCGUUGGAGACGAUCCAUGGGAGGAAUUCUGUGGCAUGGUCCAUAAGAUCUUUAUCUACACUAGGGAAGAGGUAAAAAGGUUGGCUCCGAGACCCUUGAUUCCUGGAAGUGAGGAGAUUUCGCCGAAAGCAGGCCAUAAAAAUGAUUCUGGAGGAAUCUGAAGUUUGCGAUAGCGUAUGACGAUAGACCUAGCGAACUUUUGGAUUUUGUGAAAAGCUGUGGGGGAGUGUGUGGCCGCCGCUUCUAAUGGUUGCUCAGGAAGUUAACUUUUGAUGGUUAAUACGACCGGUCCUUUAUGCUUACUAAUCCUUCGCCCGGUGUAAGCUGUAAUUAGAAGUGUUUAUUUAGCCUUUUUAUAUCUCCCAGACCAGCAUCUUGCUUUUUGCUUGGUAUACUAUCCUGCAAUUUUUCUUGAUUAUAUGAGCCAGCCAGUGGAAAGCCGUUGUAAAUAUCCUUAGACAACUCCUACUGUACGGCCUGUUAUAUCAAUAUUGAGUUGGUAUUUGAAAA
Molecule: messenger RNA, 3193 nt
Organism: Rhodamnia argentea
Lineage: Eukaryota; Viridiplantae; Streptophyta; Magnoliopsida; Myrtales; Myrtaceae
Product: auxin response factor 2A-like
Exons: 14
Coding region: 412-2844 (810 amino acids)
Biological process (GO): response to hormone; regulation of DNA-templated transcription
Cellular component (GO): nucleus
Molecular function (GO): protein binding; DNA binding
Source: RefSeq, a predicted model, not a curated record